AUGUCAGGUCCUUGGCUGACAUGGAAUGUCCGUGGCUUGGGAGGAACAACGAAGCGAGAAGCAGUAAAGAAAGCAAUUUUGCAUUUGAAACCAGAACUAGUUCUGUUACAGGAAACAAAACUGAAUGAACUUCGGGAGUGUACAGUAAUUUCUUGGACUAAAAGUCUCAAUAUGCAGCAUGCUGAAUCUAGUUCUGUUGGAACAGCUGGGGGUUUGAUGUGUUUGUGGAGGGAGAGUUCUUUGCAGGUUCUGACAGUGGCCGUAGAAACGUGGUUUAUUCUUCUGACUGUGAAGUUGCCUAAUAUUGAUCAAACAGUGCUGAUUGGAAAUGUUUAUGGUCCUCAUUCUGUGUCAGAUCGUAGUCUUUGUCUUGAAGCUCUAAAGCAACGGGUUUUAUGCCAUGGCGGUUUGCAGUUUGUACAAGACAGCAAUUUACUGGAUUUACCACUGAAUAAUGGCGAUUAUACUUGGUUUUCUAGUCGGAACGAAGGGAUUUGGAGUCGCUUGGAUCGUUGGUUAGUGUCUGAUGAGGUCUUGGUAACGUUCUCUAAUAUUUCUCAAUCUGUUUUACCAUGGAAUGUAUCUGAUCAUAGGGCGGUGGGUUUAUUUUUUGGGGUGCCUGAUUCGGGACCAAAACCAUUUUAUUAUUUUAAUCAUUGGGUUGAUGAGGAGGGUUUUAAAGAAUUAGUGGAGGCUUGGUGGACAUCUGCUGUGUAUCAAGGGUGGUCGGGUUAUGUGUUGCAACAAAAGCUAAGAGGAUUGAGAGGAAAAAUUAGAGAGUGGCGUAGAAAGAAGGGUGCAUGGGGUGUAGAAAAAAUUGCCAAUUUAGAGAAAAGAUUACAGGAGGUGAUGAGUGAGUUAGAAGCAGAGGGGGAUUCAGAGGCUCUGAAUAAGGAGAGAAGGAUGGUUUUAGAGUUUUUGUGGCGGGCAUACCGUGAGGAGGAAAGAAUAUGGUUACAAAAGUCAAGGGAUGGUGGUCCUAGGCCGUGGUUCUCAAACAGCAAAUUAAAUAAAGUGUCGGAGGCACAAAAGCACUUUUUGGAAGCAGAUUUUACAGUGGAGGAAAUAUGGGAGGUGGUAAAAUUUUUUGAUGGGAAUAGAGCUCCAGGACAGCUGGUGAGGGGUCUAAAUUCCACUUUUAUAGCUCUUAUUCCUAAAGGGGGUGAACAAGAGCAAAUAUCGGACUACAGGCCAAUCAGCUUAAUUGGAAGUAUUUAUAAACUGCUGUCAAAAGUCCUUUCUGCCAGAUUGCUAUUUAAAAUUGAUUUUGCAAAAGCUUAUGAUAAUGUUGAAUGGGAUUUUAUGCUGGAGCUUCUGCAGGAAAUGGGUUUUGGGGAAAAAUGGAUUAGCUGGAUGCAGGUGUGCGUUUCAACAGCUUCGUUAGCAGUCCUGGUUAAUGGCUCGCCUUCUGAUUUCUUUAAUAUUCAGAAGGGACUGCGUCAGGGUGAUCCCCUCUCACCUUUACUAUUUAAUAUUGUGGCAAACGGGAUGUCCUGCAUGCUUAAUCAGUUACUGGAAGGGGACGCACCAUGUGGAGUGGAAUUGGCGCCGGGGUUCCGCAUAAAUCAUUUACAGUUUGCAGAUGAUUCCUUGCUGUUUUCUGAUUGUGAUGAGCUUCAGUUCCAGUCUCUAGCCAUGGCAAUUGAAGCUUACUUAUACAGUUCAUGGUUGAAGGUAAAUUUUAACAAAUCAGCGGUUUAUGGGGUGAAUGCCAAUUCUUCUAUGGUACAACAAGCUGCAACUUGGUGGAAUUUUAAAAUCGGUACGCUACCUUUCAUUUAUCUUGGGUCUCCAUUGGGUGGCAAUCCUAGAAGAUUGUCUUUCUGGAAUCCGGUGCUGGAAAAUAUGACUGCAAAAUUGGGUUUGUGGAGUUCCCGCUUCUUGACUUUAAGUGGUCGACUUGUUCUGAUAAAAUCUGUUCUCAAUGCUAUUCCAUUGUACUAUAUGGCUCUCUAUAAAGCUCCGAAGGGGAUAAUUCAACGGAUAGAGAGGAUUAUGCGUCGAUUCCUAUGGGGGGGCCCUUCUGGUGAAAAUAAAAUCAUGUGGAUAGCAUGGGAAGACUUGUGUAAGGGUACCCGGUUUGGAGGUCUAGGAGUGGGUUUUCUUGAAUGGAAAAAUAAGGCUAUGCUUUUGAAGUGGGUGUGGCGGUUUGGUCGGGAGAGAGAUGCUCUAUGGAGGGAGGUGGUUUGUAAAAAAUAUGAUUUACCACUGCAGCUGAUAUCUUUUAAUGUUGACCCGGCUGAUGUGAAAAAAUUAUCUAAGCCUUUGGCAGAUGUGUAUGGUGUUUGGCGUGAUAGUGGGUUCUGCGCCUCUAAAAGGGCUUUCCCUCGGGUGUUUGCAUUAGCAGUUAAUAAGAGGGCAUUGGUGAGGGAGUAUGGCACGGUUUUAGGUCCUCAAUGGAUAUGGAAUAUUGCUUUUGUACGUGAUUUUCUGGGUUGGGAGAGACAACCGUAUGAUGAUUUACAGGCACUCCUUCAGACUUUGGUUCCCAAACAGGGGGAGAGGGCGGACAGAGAUUCCAUAAUUUGGAAACAUGAUAAUAUGGGGCUCUACAGUGUAAAGUCUAUGUGUGCAGUUGUGGAAGCCCGAUGGUUCACUGAGGAGGGCUGGUCUGUCCCUCAAUUCUUGAGGCCUAUCUUACCUUCAAAAAUUGCUUUAUUUUUGUGGCAGGUGCAGAAGAACAGAAUUACUUCAAAGGAGAACUUGGAACAAAGGGGGGUGGUCUUAGAGAAUGGUGCAUCUUGUAUUUUUUGCUUGUCUACAACAGAGACAGUGGCACACCUUUUUUUGCAUUGUCCCCAGAUAUGGAUGCUAUGGACAACAGUGUUACAGAGGGAGGGCAUUAUGUGGUCUAUUCCAGAAUCAGUUUCGACAUUGUUGGCUGAGUGGAGUCAGUUACGCAAAAAUACAUCAAGAAUUCUGUGGGAGAUGAUUCCUUAUGCAUUAUGCUGGGAGAUAUGGAUGGCAAGGAAUAAUGUGAUUUUCCAUGAUAAACUUUUUGAUGUGGAAGCCAUUUGGGAGUCUCAUGUAUUUUUAUUGUUUACUUGGAUAAGAGCUUGGUGGAAAGAUUGUCCUUAUGAUGCAACUCAGUUUGAAAGGGGCUUCUCAAAAAUUGAUCUAACUGCCAAGGUUAGUGUGCGGCCUCUUAUCCCUUGGAAACCACCUCAAGGGAAGAUUUUGAAAUUCAAUGUGGAUGGUUCUUUUCAAUCAGGACGAGCAGGCAUUGGGGGGAUUUUGAGGAAUAGUGCAAAGGAGGUCAUUGGGGAGUUUUCUAGAAAGGUGGAGGUAAAACGAGCUGAUGAGGCAGAGGUUUUGGCAAUCUUGGUCAUAAAGCUAUGGGAGAUUUUGCGGCGUAGUAUUCGCAUCAAUUUUGUAGCUGUUUUGCUGUUUUGUAAAUUUCUGGAGGGGCUUGCUGUUUGCUGGUUUUUCUGUUUGCUGUUGCUGUUUUCUGGAGUGCUGUUGCUUCUGUUUGCAGCUUUCUGUUUUGCUCUGUUUUUGCCUGGUUGCUGGUGUCUGCUUGCUGUUGCUGAGUGCUGUCGCUGCUGCCUGUUUGCUGUUGCUGCUGCGCCUGUUUUCUGUUUGCUGUUUGGCCUGCUUACUGUUGCUGUUUGCUGUUUAUGUGUCAUAGAAAAUUUUGAAAUGUUGCUGUUUUAG
Lotus japonicus is the source of this 3654-nucleotide messenger RNA. RefSeq lists its product as uncharacterized. The record is from RefSeq and is a predicted model, not a curated record. Gene Ontology annotation, molecular function: catalytic activity. The coding region runs from base 1 to 3654 and encodes 1217 amino acids. Lineage: Eukaryota; Viridiplantae; Streptophyta; Magnoliopsida; Fabales; Fabaceae. The transcript is spliced from 8 exons.